AUGGCGCCCUCCUCUGCCUUGUCCUCCACCUGGUCCACGUGGUUCCAGUUCCAGCACAGGAAGUGCAGCAGGUUGAGCCCUGCCUCGGCCCUGCUCAACGGAUCCAGUGGCCUUGGCAUGACCCUUCCGGCCAGCCCAUGUGAGGCCAGCACCGAGGACAACUCUCUUCCAGCUGCAAGGACAGCCAAGGCCUUCCUGUACCAUCCGCUGGGCCUGGAGAACUCCACACUCACGGUGCUGAAGGAGCAGCUGGGAUUUCAGUCACAAGCAGAGUUCAUCCUUGGCAGCGUGGACGCCAGCGCUGCCGGGCAGUACUGGUGCUGGUACCGAAGAGGGCUCCAGUGGUCAAAGCAGAGCAAGGCCGUGGGACUGGGUCAGCACUUGGUGUUGACAUCAGGAGACAACAUCACCUUCCAGCGUCAUUCAGCAAACACCUCAUUUGAUCGAUUCACCCUGGUCAAGGAGGGAGACGCCUCUCUGCCACAGCAUCAAAUGAGGGACACCAGGGGAGCUUCACCUGGGCCCCAUGAACCCCAGCUUCACAGGAAAGUACAUUUGCUAUGGUUGGCACAGCAGCAGCCCCCAGGUGUGGUUGGCACCCAUCGAGGCCUGGAGCUCAUUAUCGCAGGAGAGCAAAUUGAGACUGAAUUGAGCAAUCAGUGCAUGAUCUUGGGUUUAAACCAUAAAAACCUGGCCGUGGUGACAGAAAGAGCACCAGCCCAAGACCCAGAAGCACACUGCAGAGAAUGCGGUGCAGCUGGCCCAGCAGCGCUAGUCCUCCAAGCGCUGCUGGCUUUGGGCGUGGACCACUGGCACAGCAACCAUGAGGAGCACAGGGAGCGAACAGCACUAGGGGACCUGUCUUCGGCCCAGAGCAGCUCGAGGGCCAGCAGCACCAGGAGCGCCAGGCCGAGCCGCAGGACGAGAUAG
Cavia porcellus (domestic guinea pig) is the source of this 930-nucleotide messenger RNA. Its product is annotated as immunoglobulin alpha Fc receptor-like. The record is from RefSeq and is a predicted model, not a curated record. Gene Ontology annotation, cellular component: plasma membrane. Lineage: Eukaryota; Metazoa; Chordata; Mammalia; Rodentia; Caviidae. The transcript has 8 exons. The coding region runs from base 1 to 930 and encodes 309 amino acids.